CCCGCGAACAGCCCUGCAGCGCCUGCCAGCUCCGGGAGGACGACGCCGAGUUCCUCCCGCACACGGAGCGCGGCGGCGCGGGAGGAGCCCCGAGGCCCCGCGGACCCGCAGCCGCUGUCCCGGCUGGGCUGAGGCUCCGGAGCCGCAGGUGGCCCUGUGAAAGGUAAUUUGGGACACUCCGGGCAUGGACGAUUCGGUGCUUGUGCCUGGCAGCCUCUUCAGCCCCUGAGCCAGCACCUUCGGUUCUUCCGAGCUUCCUCCCUAGCCAGAGAGGUCUGUGGUGGGAAGCCUCUCUUCCUGGCCGGCCAUGGGGAGCACCCUGGGCUGCCACCGCUCCAUCCCCAGAGACCCCUCGGACCUGUCCCACAGCCGCAAGUUCAGCGCGGCUUGCAACUUCAGCAACAUCUUGGUCAACCAGGAGCGGCUCAACAUCAACACGGCCACGGAGGAGGAGCUGAUGACCCUGCCCGGGGUGACGCGUGCCGUGGCCCGCAGCAUCGUGGAGUACCGAGAGUACAUCGGUGGCUUCAAGAAGGUGGAGGACCUGGCGCUGGUCAGCGGCGUGGGCGCCACCAAGCUGGAGCAGGUCAAGUUUGAGAUCUGUGUGAGCAGCAAGGGCAGCUCUGCACAGCACUCGCCCAGCUCCCUGCGCCGCGACCUGCUGGCUGAGCAGCCCCACCACCUGGCCACCACCGUGCCCCUCACCCCCCGCGUCAACAUCAACACGGCCACGCCGGCUCAGCUCAUGAGCGUGCGAGGCCUCACGGAGAAGAUGGCACUUAGCAUCGUGGACUACCGCCGGGAGCAUGGGCCCUUCCGCAGCGUCGAGGACCUGGUGAGGAUGGAUGGUAUCAAUGCCACCUUCCUGGACAGGAUACGACACCAGGUGUUUGCCGAGAGGUCCAGGCCCCCGUCCACCCACACCAACGGAGGCCUGACCUUUACCGCCAAGCCGCACCCCAGCCCCACCUCGCUGAGCCUCCACAGCGAGGACUUGGACCUGCCGCCAGGGGGGCCCACGCAGAUUAUCUCCACGCGGCCCUCGGUGGAAGCCUUCGCAGGCACGAGGGACGGACGGCCCGUGCUGAGGCUGGCCACCUGGAACCUGCAGGGCUGCUCUGUGGAGAAGGCCAACAACCCCGGGGUGCGAGAGGUGGUGUGCAUGACGCUCCUGGAAAACAGCAUCAAGCUUCUGGCUGUGCAAGAACUACUGGACAAAGAAGCCCUGGAAAAGUUCUGUGCGGAGCUGAACCAGCCGAUCCUGCCCAACAUCCGCAAGUGGAGGGGACCCCGGGGUUGCUGGAAGGCCGCUGUCGCCGAGAAGCCCUCGAGCCUGCUCCACAAGGGGUCCGGGUACUCAGGAUUCCUGUGGGACACAGUGGCCGGUGUGGAGCUGAAAGACGUCACCUCGCAGGAGAGUUCGCCUAGCAAUGGGCACGGGAAGUCCGCAGGCCCCAACCCGUACGUGGCACGAUUCAAGGUGGGAAGUAAUGACUUGACCCUCGUUAACCUUCACCUGGCAGCCCUGACCCUCCCAGCAGUCGAGAAUCCGAGCAAGAACCCCAGUGACGGCCACCGGUUGGCGAGCUUCGUACAGAGCCUUCAGGAAACCCUGAAAGGAGAGAAAGAUGUGAUCAUUUUAGGGGAUUUCGGCCAAGGGCCAGAGAGCAGUGACUGCGACGUGCUGCGGAGAGAGAAGUUCCACCCCCUGGUCCCUGCACACACCUUCACCAACAUCAGCACCAAGAAUCCGCAGGGCUCGAGGUCUCUGGACAACAUCUGGAUCAGCAAAAGCUUGAAGAAGGUGUUCACGGGUCACUGGGCCGUGGUGAGAGAGGGUCUCACGAACCCCUGGAUUCCCGACAACUGGUCGUGGGGCGGCGUGGCCUCCGAACAUUGCCCUGUGCUCGCCGAGUUUUACGCGGAGAAGGACUGGAACAAGAAGGAAGGCCCUCGCAAUGGCAACGGGGUCGCCUUGGAGCGGAGCGAAGCCCACAGCAAGCACGAGCGGUGAUGACGCUGCACGACGUGCGCGCUCGCGGCCCCCGGGCGGCACGGGUGAAGACUCAGGGCUGGCGCCCCCUUUUAAUCUACGUUGAGUUCAUCAUCGGCACUUGGGCCUCAAGCCACGGCCUUCUCUGUGGGCCUUGAGGACCCCCGUGUGUGUGUGUGUGUGUGUGUGUGUGUGUGUGUGUGUGUGUGUGUGUGUGUGUUGGGGGGUGCGCGCACAAGCCCUGCGAGGAACCUGCAGAACCUGGCUGUGUCUGCGCUAGGAGCAGCAGCACGGAGCAGUCUUGGAGCCUGGGAGGGAGAGAGCGCCUUGUGGAGGCUGCAGGCCCCGGCCCGGGGUGCCCGGAGCUCCCAUCUCUGACCCACAGGAUGCCCUUGCUUGCUGCCAACGACGGAACGCUUUUAAAUGUGAUUGAGCACUCUUCUCAAAUAUGUUGAAUGGUGAUUUUUAGUGUUGGUUUUGCAAAAAUAAACAGACGUUAACCUGC
Molecule: messenger RNA, 2498 nt
Organism: Oryctolagus cuniculus (rabbit)
Lineage: Eukaryota; Metazoa; Chordata; Mammalia; Lagomorpha; Leporidae
Gene: EEPD1
Product: endonuclease/exonuclease/phosphatase family domain containing 1
Biological process (GO): DNA repair
Cellular component (GO): plasma membrane
Molecular function (GO): catalytic activity; DNA binding
Source: RefSeq, a predicted model, not a curated record